Molecule: messenger RNA, 1485 nt
Organism: Beauveria bassiana ARSEF 2860
Lineage: Eukaryota; Fungi; Ascomycota; Sordariomycetes; Hypocreales; Cordycipitaceae
Product: developmental regulator VelB
Exons: 6
Coding region: 1-1485 (494 amino acids)
Source: RefSeq, a predicted model, not a curated record
AUGGAUCCUCCAUAUCAACCACCCGGUCCACAGCAGGUCUUUCCGCAGGCAAUGCCGCCUCCAGACGGGCCUCCCAACUACCAGCGCUCGGCACCGUCCCAGCUCCAGCUCCCAGCACCGCGACAGUUGCUUCAUUACGCUGAUACUUAUCGACAGGCCUCUUCUCAGAGCCACCCUGGCCAUCGGAGUUCAUCUGCUAGCCUCCCUGCUCCUCAUCAGCUAGUUGUCCCCCCACCCGCACAGCCGCAGCAUCAUCAAUCUCAUCAUCACCACCAUCAUCAUCAACAUCAUCAUCAACAACGACAACAACAACAACAACAACAACAACAACAACAACAACAACAACAACAACAAGAUCACCUGCCUGCGCUGAACCCCAGCCACGCCCCAAGGAGGAGUUAUGCAAAUGAGGGGGCAGCGUCCCCUGCAACAGAUGCUCAGCCUAACCAACUUGUGCUUACUUCGGUCUCCAAUGUGGAUGAAGUUGAAGGUUACCAGUAUCAUCUCGACGUUAUACAGCAGCCUAAGCGGGCCCGUAUGUGUGGCUUUGGUGAUAAGGAUCGUCGGCCCAUCACACCCCCACCCUGUGUUCGCUUGUCAAUGAUUGACAUGACCACUGGUAAAGAAAUCAACUACAACGAAAUUGACCACGCCACGUUUGUCCUAAACGUCGAUCUUUGGAAUGCCGACGGGACAAGAGAGGUAAACCUCGUUCGCUCCUCUGCCGCGGCCUCAUCAUCGGCCGCGUCAUCUAUAACCUCUCAGGGUUUCGAUUGCCAUAAUAGCGCAGAAGCAUCUCAUGGCAUGCAUUUGUUACCGUCAGGGCGUGAUGCGUCCUGCAGCCGGCAACUCGCACCUCAAUACCAAGCGGGACCAGCCCAAGCAAGCUAUAAUGGUGGGAUUCAUAAUCGCUCGGGUGGCACUUACACCUCCUCGGCUCAACACUACCAGCAGCACCACGGCUAUGGAACAGAGCAACUGAUACUACCACAAAGCAACGGUCACCAUUCGCGAGCAGCCUCGACUUCCGAAGGAGGCCACGGUCCAGAGUCAGGGAUCAUAUCAAGAGCGAGUGUCAAUGGAGGGCAGCCACAAGGCAUGUUCACUCGAAAUUUGAUUGGUAGCGUCACUGUCAGUGCGUUCAACUUGUGCGACACGGAAGACAAGCGAGGUAUCUGGUUUGUUCUCCAAGACCUCAGUGUGCGGACGGAAGGAAACUUUCGCCUUCGUUUCUCAUUCGUGAAUGUCGGCCCACGAGGAGGGCGUGUCCCUCUAGACGGCAACACAGCGAAAGUUGUCACAGGCCGAGCUCUGAUUCUCGCAUCUUCAUACAGCGAAAUAUUUAACGUUUUUUCAGCAAAGAAAUUUCCGGGCGUUUGCGAAAGCACAGCUCUAAGCAAGACCUUUGCAGCGCAAGGCAUCAAGAUACCUAUUCGCAAGGAAGCCAGUGGGAAGGGUGAUGAUGAAGAUGGCUAUGGGGAUUAG